AUGUCAGCCAAGGCGUUCGCGAUCAUUGCAGGGGUCGGCCCAGGGACGGGAAGAUCUGUUGCAAAAAGGUUUGCAAAAACCUAUCCGGUCGUUCUGUUGGCACGAAAUCCUGCCAAUUACGAAGAUGUCGCCCGCGAGAUUAACAGCGAGGGUGGAAAAGCCAUCGGGGUCAGCGCAGAUUUGUCCGAGGCCAAAAGUGUUCAAGCGGCGUUCAAGCAGAUUAAUGACAUGUUUGGGAGUAUCCCGCUCGCAGCAGCCGUCUUUAAUCUGGGCGGGGGCUUCGUGAAGAGACCAUUCUUGGAAUUGACAGAGGCAGAGUUUGAACAAGGAUUUAUUACUCAUGGGAAGGGCGGGUUCCAUUUUGCCAAAGCAACCCUGCCCUUGUUACUGAAGUCUACCGAGCUGACAUCUCCACCAACUCUCAUCUUUACCGGAGCAACUGCCAGUUUGAAAGGUGGUGCUGGUCUAGCGACAUUCGCCGCAGGCAAGUUUACGCUACGCGCGUUGGCUCAGUCGCUGGCGAGGGAAUUCGGCCCACAGGGUGUUCACGUCUCUCAUGUCAUUAUUGAUGGGAUGAUUGAUACGCCGCGGACGAGACAAUUUGUUCUAGAGCAUCCGGAUGCGAAACUGAAUCCUGAUGCAAUUGCCGAAACCUAUUGGAAUCUACAUCAACAGCCACGGACAGCGUUUUCAUUUGAGUUUGAACUUCGUCCGCAUUUGACUGAGGUGGAAAACAGAGUUCAAAUGCUGGAGAUGGCCCUGGACAGGCUGUUUCCGGCUGGAGAAGUAGAUUCCGUCCUCCGACUGGUACUAAACGGUGAUCUACCUCAGGACAAAGGGCAUACGCUACAGGAUUGCGUGGAGAAAACGCAGCAUGCGAGUGACUUUUCGUUGAGUUCUACGAGCGAGGAGGCGCCCUCAAAUAACCCCCUGGAGCUGUCGCCCGCCGCGCAAUAUAAUGGCGUAGAUACACUCCUUGGAGUGUUUGGGCAGCCGGUUAGGCCAGACGAGAUAAAGUCUGCAAAGGAAGACACACGGCUCGUGGAUUGCUAUUUUAGCACCUACCACACGAUGUAUCCCCUUGUGCACGAGGCGACCUUCCGUUCUGAGCUUGAGAAUCCAACGCUACGAUCUAAUUCCAGCGCCUGGCCGAUCCUCCGUGACAUGGUCCUAGCGUUUGGUGCCUGGCUGAGCCCAGAGGGACCCGAGACCUAUGCAAAGUAUAAUGACAGGGCCAAGAGCCAUCUGAAGCGAGUAUCCAUCUUCACAGGAGCCAAUUUGUCCAUGGUGCAGGCGCUGGUGCUGCUAAGCGAUUUUGCCCAGAGACAGGGGAGCCCGGACGAGAGCCAACAAUAUUCAGGAAUGGCGAUACAGAUGGCGGUCAACCUCAACUUCUACCGGGAACCCGAUCAGCAAAGUCCUCCGCGCUCCUUGCUCACUCAGGAAAUGCAGCGACGGGUCUGGUGGUCAGUCUACUGCUUUGGGAGUUGCUCGGCUAAGAUGUACGGACGGCCGUUACUACUUCCAGAAGACAGUUUGAUCACGGUCAACCUUCCAUCCAACAUCAAUGACUCGGAAUUAACACACUCAUCUAGAACUUGGCCUGCAGAGGCAGACGGACCUACCAUCUAUUCGGGCCUGAUACAGCAGUCCAGCUAUCACCGCAUGGCAAACAGCCUGUAUCGCACUAUACUGGAACGGCCAACCGUUACGUCGCACGAAAUUCAUGCCCUUAAGAGCAAAAUUGACGAGUGGCACAAUGCUUUCCCAUACUGCACGCAGCAUAGUGGCAUCAACCCCGUACCGGACUGGUACAUUGCUUCUCGCAAUCGUCAGAUGCUUUGCGAUAGAAGUCUUCGACUCCUCAUCCAGAGACCGCUUCUUCUCCGGUGGCUGAAAAUGAAAUGCCAUACCACGCUUGAACCAGUGGCAGAGGAUCCCUCAGCAGAGCGACAGUGUCGUUUAGAAGGGCUGCAAUUUGCACGCGUCACAAUUGGAAUUAUAGCAGACCUCAUAAUGAGUAGGCAGUACUCUGCGUUGACUCUCCCAUUUGUCCUAUACUCUCUCUUACACGCUUUGCUCGUCCCAGCAAUUCAUCUCAAGGCCGAUCCGUCCUCCCUGGAAUCUAUAUCUUGUCUCCAAGACUUUGAAACUGUACGACAGGUAUUGUUGGUUAUUCCAGUCGAUAAAGAUGCUCUAGCCUCUUCAUUCCUCACCGUGCUUGAUCGUCUGUGUUCGUUUGCCAACCCGGACAAACUGGAUGCCGAAGUCAAUCACACAAACCCAGAAACAUACUCACCCUAUAAUUUCCAGCUCCUAUCAAGCAACAUCUUUGGAAAUGAAGAGAUGAAGGUUCUGGAAAGUGCAGCCUCAAAACGUCCGCUCGCUGUCAACUUUUCAGAGUGGCUGCAAUAA
Molecule: messenger RNA, 2415 nt
Organism: Aspergillus udagawae
Lineage: Eukaryota; Fungi; Ascomycota; Eurotiomycetes; Eurotiales; Aspergillaceae
Exons: 7
Coding region: 1-2415 (804 amino acids)
Biological process (GO): DNA-templated transcription
Molecular function (GO): zinc ion binding; DNA binding
Source: RefSeq, a predicted model, not a curated record